Brenthis ino (lesser marbled fritillary) is the source of this 4143-nucleotide messenger RNA. The record is from the annotation of a GenBank genome assembly. NCBI's taxonomy places the organism in Eukaryota, Metazoa, Arthropoda, Insecta, Lepidoptera, Nymphalidae.
AUGCACCCGACCGGCGCGGCCAGCCUGCCCGCCGCACCCGAAGCGGAGGUGCAAGCUAUGCACUCGAUGGAUUGGCUCUUUAAGAAGGAAAGGAUAUAUCUCCUAGCGCAAUUCUGGCAACAGCGAGCUACCCUGGCGGAGAAGGAGGUAACGACGCUGAAGGAACAGCUUGCUACCACCAGCCCGACACCCCUCCAAGCCACAGUACCCCCAAAAACCAAUGGCUCUCACAUAGAACCUACACGAGACCAGGCUACAGAAACUAGAAUACCAGAUUUUAGUCCAAAUAUUAAAGAAGAGAAGAGACAGUCUCCAGAUAUUGAUGAGGAUUUAGAGCAAAAGAUAGAGAUGGCGGCGACGGCGAGGAGUAACAGUAACUCCUCGAGAAGCAGCCCCGUGGUCAAUCCUAACGCUAGCCUGGAGAAUGAGCUUGCUGCCAAAGAAAAAGAGAUUUCUCAAUUAGUGGAAGACGUGCGAAGGCUUCAAGCGUCGCUUUCAGCGCUGCAGGAGGCGCACGCGCAACAGCUACAGCGACUGGAAGAGCGACUUGAUGAAAAGAAACAACAUAUCGCUAGGCUCGAAGCGAGGCUCGACACCCAGCGAGAUUAUGAUGAGAUCAAGCGAGAGAUCAGCAUGCUCCGUUUCUCGGAGCUGGGCCCUAUCGAGAGGCCUCACUCACAUUCACAACCAAAAGACAUAUUCGGAUCACAGAAUCAUUUGCUCCGCUCUAUGGAUUUGGGACCAAAUGAGCGAGUAGAUCGCAAAGAGAGUAUAAGAACUCCGCCAGCGCCCACACAUCGAGAUAACUCCUCUGAACGAGAACGCAGUACUGAGAGGAGAGACCCUGGUGGCGACGAGUGGCCGAGCACACCACCCCUCAACAACAACACGACGCACCACAACAACAACGGUCCGGUCCCGUUGCCGCUGCCGCCGCCGAGCCCCUUCCGUUUCGAGGAGCACCGGCCCUAUCGGUUUGCUGAGGAUAUGGGCCCUCUCCCUCCCGGCGCACUAGUCGGCCGCCUCGGGGACUCCCUCAUUCCCAAAGGCGACCCCAUGGAAGCCCGCCUGCAAGAAAUGCUCAGAUAUAACAUGGACAAAUAUGCGAAUUCCAACCUGGACACGUUGCAUAUAAGCCGACGGGUGCGAGAAUUACUAUCGGUGCACAACAUUGGCCAGAGACUGUUCGCGAAAUACGUCCUGGGUCUCUCCCAGGGAACAGUAUCGGAACUGCUCUCGAAACCGAAACCCUGGGACAAAUUAACUGAAAAAGGUCGAGAUUCGUAUAGAAAAAUGCACGCGUGGGCUUGUGACGAGGCCGCCAUUAUGCUCCUGAAGUCACUAAUCCCUAAAAAAGUUGGGACAAAAGAUGGUACCAGUGGCCCAGGUUUUGGAAGACCAGAAGGGGAGGGUGACGAACGUAUCGUGCACAUGCUCAAUGAAGCUCACAUGAUGAAAACUCCUACACAAGUCCAUAAUGACGAUUCGAGGAGUAAUGAAGACUCUAGUUCGCCGAGGACACAGUGUCCUUCGCCAUUUUCUAAUAAGGAUUCAAGUCAAAAUAGAAGGCUGAAAAAAUAUGAAAACGAUGACAUUCCCCAAGAGAAAGUGGUUCGUAUAUACCAGGAGGAGCUCGCCAAGAUCAUGACCAGACGAGUGGAGGACAUUCGCCACAAUCGGGACGGGUUCCCUGGCAUGUUUCCUCCCUUUUUCAGUGGCGGCAUGCCUCACAUGGAGCGGCCUCCGGAAGACAUCCGCAUGGCGCUGGAAGCGUAUCACCGAGAACUUGCCAAAAUACAGCCCGGCGGCAACAUUCCAAACCUCCACAACUUGCCAGGAAUGCCCCCUUUCACGAACCUCCUGGCUCUGCAGCAGCAGGCCAUGCAGAACCAACAUAUAAACGGUUCAGGGGCGGUCCAAGACCUAUCCCUACCAAAGGAUAAAAACAUUAAAAUCAACGGAAUGACUGAUAGUGAUAAGGAUAGAUCGAUGGACGCCGAAGAAGCUAUACGACACGCGGGUAGCGCGUUCUCGUUGGUCAGACCAAAGCUAGAGCCCGGACAGUCGACGGGGUCUUCUGCCUCCAGCCCUUUAGGCAAUGCGAUUCUACCCCCCGCUAUCACCCCCAACGAAGACUUCAGCAAUUCAGCAGCUGCCAGCCCCUUGCAAAGGAUGGCCUCAAUCACAAAUAGUCUGAUCUCUCAACCCCCCAACCCUCCCCACCACACUCCCCCACAACGGUCAAUGAAGGCAGUUUUACCACCCAUAACACAGCAACAGUUUGAUCUAUUCAAUAAUUUAAAUACAGAAGAAAUAGUGAAAAGGGUCAAGGAAGCACUGAGUCAAUAUUCUAUCAGUCAGAGAUUGUUUGGAGAAUCCGUUUUAGGAUUAUCGCAGGGCUCUGUGAGUGAUCUCCUUGCGAGACCGAAGCCCUGGCACAUGCUCACGCAGAAAGGCAGGGAACCGUUCAUCAGGAUGAAGAUGUUCUUGGAGGACGAAAACGCGGUCCACAAGCUGGUCGCGUCCCAGUACAAAAUAGCGCCCGAAAAGCUUAUGAGGACUGGAAAUUAUAGCGGAGCACCUCCUUGUCCGCCUAACAUGAACAAGCCUAUGCCACCCACACAGAAGAUGAUCUCAGACGCGACAUCCCUUCUCAGCAAAAUGCAGCAGGAACAGCUCCUGAGUUCUGGUCACCUGGGUCAUCUGCAACCUGCGCCCCUACUCCUUACACCCCCUGGCUUCCCCCCUCACCACGCGGUCACACUUCCCCCUCAGCAUCACGAUAACAACAAGGAACGGAAACCACCUCCACAACCUCAUCAUCAACCAGUGAUGAGAGGUCUUCAUCAGCAUAUGUCCCCCAGCGUAUACGAAAUGGCCGCCCUCACCCAAGACUUAGAUACGCAGACAAUCACAACCAAAAUAAAAGAGGCACUGCUAGCUAAUAAUAUUGGACAGAAAAUAUUCGGGGAAGCAGUCCUCGGACUAUCGCAGGGUUCAGUGAGUGAGUUACUCUCGAAGCCCAAACCUUGGCAUAUGCUCAGCAUCAAGGGUCGGGAACCCUUCAUUAGAAUGCAGUUGUGGCUUAGCGAUGCUCACAAUAUCGACCGUUUGCAAGCCUUGAAGAACGAGCGACGGGAAGCGAAUAAGAGAAGGAGGUCCAGCGGACCAGGACAGGAUAACUCCUCUGACACGUCAUCUAAUGACACGUCAGAGUUCUACCACUCUAGCUCCCCGGGACCCACCUCCGGCGUCCCCUCCGCCAAGAAGCAGAGAGUUCUGUUCUCCGAGGAACAAAAGGAGGCUUUAAGACUAGCCUUCGCUCUAGACCCUUAUCCAAAUAUGCCCACGAUAGAGUUCCUAGCGGCAGAGCUCGGUCUCUCCACCAGAACGAUAACAAACUGGUUUCACAACCACCGCAUGCGUCUGAAACAACAGGCGCCGCACGGGCUGCCGGCCGAGCCACCCGCCCGCGACCAGGCCGCCGCGCCCUUUGACCCCGUGCAGUUCCGGCUGCUCCUCAACCAGAGGCUCCUCGAGCUGCAGAAGGAAAGGAUGGGCCUCACGGGGGUGCCGCUCCCCUACCCUCCAUACUUCGCUGCGAAUUCAAAUUUCGCGGCGCUCAUCGGGCGUGGGUUACUGCCGCCCGAUGAGGUUAAAGAUCCUUCAGGAGGCUUAGACUUGUCGAUGCCGUUGAAACGCGAGCCCGACGGGGAAGACUUCGAAGACGAGGACGUAGAAAGUAACCUGGGGUCGGAGGAGUCAGAUGACGAGUCCAAGCUGGAGCCGAAGGCGACGUCGACGCCGGCGGGCGCGGGCGCGGGCGCGGGGGGCGCGCGCUCGCGGCGCAAGCCGGCCGCGCCGCAGUGGGUCAACCCCGAGUGGCAGGACCCUGACAAGCGCCGCGACGAGGUCAUCAUCAACGGCGUGUGCGUGAUGCGCGCCGGCGAUCUGCGCCGCGAGGCCGCCGCCACCGUGCGCGUGGACCCUGUGCCCGCGCCGCCCGCGCCCGCGCCGGCCGUCCCCGCCUCGCCGCCCGCCCCCGCGCCCGCCCCCGCCCUCGCGCCCGCCCCCGCGCCCACCCCGGACGUGCUGCCGGAGGAGCGCAUCAAGACGGAGGCGGAGGACGAGCGGUGGGAGUAC